UCCGAAAAUAGCCCCAAACUUACAGUGAUAAAGGCCUCAAAAUAGCUUUAUUGCACUCAUUGUUUUGGAAACUGAUAAUACAAAGCGGUCCGAAUUAAAACCAAGGAAUGAAUGGAAAGGCAGAGUUAAAAAUGGCAUUAGAGGAGUUAUUUAAAACCCCCAAUGAGGAACAAGGGUCAAUUGUGCUGCCACAACCCCUGGAGCAGGCGAGCGGAGGACCUUGCGAGCGGACUACUGAUUGGCCGGUGAGACAGAAAAGGGCGGUCUCAAUGAAUUAGUGAUAGACGCUAAAGGCAGAUAUCCUGCAGUGAUCAAACCCUGGGUGAUCUGACAGUGCAGUGUUUGAAGUGAUUAUCAUGCUACGCAACAUAAAGGCUUACCCCCAGCUUUGGGCCUAAUUAGUUCACUUAGGGCCCUUAUAACACACUGGCAGGGGACUGGGAAGGACAGACACUCGCCGAGAAGCCAGCAGAUUAUCAGGAUUGCCGCAGCAGCUCUGGAUGCCUAAGGUUGACCUGCUGCUACAUCAAAACAAACUGAAGAUAAUCUGCUUCUCUGAGAAUGCCACACUUAACUGACUGCAGUUACUACACGAUGCGGGACGCAACCAGAGCUUCGAAUGUACAGAGCCACCUGGAGAACUCCAAGUUCCACCUCCACCAGAGCCAGAACCAGCAGGUCAAGCAGUACCUGACGCUCGCCUCGACGGCCAGGCAAGGCCACGCCGUGCCUCACCCACACGCCCCUGGCCAGCAGCAGCUGGCCACCAUGCCGAUCAUGAGGAACGGAAACAUGCCCUCUGUCAGUGACAGCAGCAACCCCACAAGCCCCGUUACCCUGCUCACCAUGGCCAGUCACGACAGUGAGUUUCCAAUGGACGAAGUUAUUGAUGACCUAAUUAGUCUUGAAUCCGGUUUCAAUGACGGAGGCUUGGAUUGCAUGGAGUCCAACCUCAUAAUGCAAAACAAUGUGUCCCUCAGUAGCAGCAUGCUGGACGUCUAUGGGGGUGAACCAGGUAUGAACGCCCCUAAUGGUGGAAUGAGCCCCACAUCUAACCCCACAAAGCUCACUGUUAAAAGGGAACACACAGAACACGACACAAGGGUGAUGGCCAAAGAGCGACAGAAGAAAGACAACCAUAAUUUGAUUGAAAGAAGGCGACGAUACAACAUCAACUACAGGAUCAAGGAGCUGGGGACACUCAUACCGAAGUCGAAUGACCCGGACAUGCGCUGGAACAAAGGCACCAUCCUGAAGGCCUCGGUGGAGUACAUACGGUGGCUGCAGAAGGAGCAGCAGCACGCCAGGGAGCUGGAGAGCCGGCAGAAGAAGCUGGAGCAGGCAAACAGGAGGCUGCUGCUGAGGAUCCAGGAGCUCGAGAUCCAGGCACGGGCGCAUGGUCUUCCAAACAUGACUACAUCCCUGGGGACAGUCGAACUAACUUCCCAACUCCUCAAGCAGCAGCAGCAGCAGCAGCAGCAGUUGUCUCCCCAGGCCCAGCAGCCGCAGCAGCCGCAGCAGCCGCAGCAGCCGCAGCAGCCGCAGCAGCCGCCCAUGUACCAGGAGGACCCCAACAGCGACUACCUCCAGAGGAUAGCCGCGGUGGCUGGGGGGCCUUCCCACCCCACUGCCAGCGGGCCGCAGGAUCACACUACCGGCGCCGACGGAUGCACGACCUUCUCCGACCCGCUGUCCCACUUCACGGACUUCUUCAGCGCAACGCUCAAGGAGGAGCACCGGCUGGACGAGAUCCUGAUGGACGACCCCCUCUCGCCGUUUGGGACCGAUCCGCUCCUGUCGACCGGCUCGCCCGGACCCGCAUCCAAGGACAGCAGUCGCCGGAGCAGCUUCAGCUCUGGCGGGGGGGGCGACCUAUAAUCAGGGCCCCUCUCCAGAACGUACACUCUUGUUAUCUCUUCAUGACAACACGGUUGUAAUCUCCAGCGUUAAAGGGCCAUACAGAGAGCCUUUAAAAGACUGACUGAUGGUUCCGGGCAUACAAUAAUGACCACUCGCCGGGUUUUAGGUCAUUUAAAUGAGAGCUGACACACCAGGCACAGCCCCUCAAUGUGCCACCUGUAUAUAAACUGUGCAGCUCUUGUUGAAUGGGCUGUUAGAGCUCGAUUGGACCAAAAACUUGCUUUCUCCAAAGCCAAAAACAUCCCAAGGACCCUCUGCUGAGCAACCUGCUCUUUUUUUUUUUUAAACUUUGACUGCAGACAAUGAACAUGUUCCUUUGCCUCCCAGACAGAGCAGAAACAGACUCGUUGAAAAAAAAAAAGGGAGACAUUUAUCUUUAGCCUUUGUGUACAUAAUGUAAAUGACCGUACAGUCCGUUUUUUUUCUUUAAAUGAUAAGCACUGUACGUAAGGUAGCAUGCAAAAUAAUCACUGGAAAAACUGCCAAAACUGUCCUUUUUUAAUGACAAUACUACUACUUUUUGCAAAAGGAUUGUAAACAGUUGCUGUCAGGAUUUUGUUUGUGCCAUGUGCCUUAUUGGAACGCCCGUUUUUUUUUGUCUUAAAAAAAAACUAUAUGAAUAUGUAAAUGAUGUACUCACCGCGAUGCCUAACAUGUCCUCCGUCUUUGUCCGUGUCUUUUAAGUGUUUUUGUUUAGCCACUGUUUAUGUGUAUUUGUUUUAAUCCAUGUAUUCAUUAAUACAUCAUGUAUGUAUAUACUAUUAUUAUCUAACAUGUUACCUUUUUUAUUCUUACUAGGGGAGGGAAAAUAUCAUAAACCCCUUUUUUUAUACACUUGA
Scophthalmus maximus (turbot) is the source of this 2759-nucleotide messenger RNA. It is a transcript of the gene tfec, whose product is annotated as transcription factor EC. Gene Ontology annotation, molecular function: RNA polymerase II cis-regulatory region sequence-specific DNA binding; protein dimerization activity; DNA-binding transcription factor activity, RNA polymerase II-specific. Gene Ontology annotation, biological process: regulation of transcription by RNA polymerase II. Gene Ontology annotation, cellular component: nucleus. The record is from RefSeq and is a predicted model, not a curated record. The coding region runs from base 562 to 1878 and encodes 438 amino acids. The transcript has 8 exons. Lineage: Eukaryota; Metazoa; Chordata; Actinopteri; Pleuronectiformes; Scophthalmidae.